Paramisgurnus dabryanus is the source of this 2985-nucleotide messenger RNA. Its product is annotated as RCC1 and BTB domain-containing protein 1-like. The record is from RefSeq and is a predicted model, not a curated record. Gene Ontology annotation, molecular function: protein binding. NCBI's taxonomy places the organism in Eukaryota, Metazoa, Chordata, Actinopteri, Cypriniformes, Cobitidae.
UUCAUGUAGCCGUAGCAACCACAGCGAUCAGGAAACAAGUGCCGUAGUUUCCUCGCAGACGUGAACGCGCUUCCUUGAGAAUAACCCUGGAUACCAAACAUCAGUGCUUAUCUAAUGCUGAGUACAUGAUCUUACACUCCUCUAGUCACUAGUUUGUCCACCAGAGGGCACUCUACAACCUCCCUGUUUGCAACACUCGUGUAUAACGGGUCGCACAUCCUGCAACCUGCUGAUCCAGCGAGUCGGGCAGAGAGAACAACGGUUAAGUAAGUUCAUGGCAGAACCUCUGGAAGCACAUUUUCAAUACUCGCCUAAUAACAGCAGAUCUGUUGCCAUGGUGGAUAUCAGUAAGUGGCCUCUCUUCACCCUGUUAGAUGCGCAGGAGCUCGCCUCCAUCCGUCAGGCUUGCAUCUUUGGGGCAUCUGCAAAUGAGGCCAUCUACAUCACCCAUGAUGAUGAAGUGUAUGUUUUGGGUGUGAACUGCAGUAAUUGUCUCGGUACUGGAGACAGUCAAAGUUCAAUUGUCCCUAAAAAGCUGGACUCUCUGAGCGGAAAGAAGGUGGUCAAUCUGAGCUACGGCAGUGGACCGCAUGUUCUGCUGAUAACCGAAGAGGGUGAGUUGUAUGCAUGGGGGCAUAAUGGGUACAGCCAGCUGGGCAAUGGGACAACCAAUCAAGGUGUGUCACCUGUCCUGGUGUCAACUAACCUGCAGAACAAGAGGGUGACAGAGAUUUCCUGUGGCUCUCACCACUCUUUAGCUUUGACCCAUGACGGUGAGGUGUUUGCAUGGGGGUACAACAAUUGCGGUCAGGUGGGUUCAGGAUCCACCGCCAACCAGCCGACGCCCCGCAAAGUGUCCAGCUGUCUUCAGAACAAAGUGAUGGUCAGUAUAGCCUGUGGACAGACCUCUUCUAUAGCCGUGGCAGAUAAUGGUGAGGUUUAUGGGUGGGGUUACAAUGGAAACGGCCAGCUGGGAUUGGGCAACAAUGGGAACCAGCUGACACCAUGUCGCUUAGCCGCUCUGCAAAACCACUGUGUGCUGCAGAUUGCCUCAGGUUACGCCCAUUCUCUAGCACUGACAGAUGAGGGUCUGCUGUUUGCGUGGGGGGCAAACGCAUAUGGUCAGCUGGGCACUGGAAACAAGAGCAACCAGCUCAGCCCUGUUCAGGUCAUGACUGAGAAAGAAAGGAUCGUGGAAAUCGCCGCCUGCCAUUCCACGCACACCUCUGCCGCGAAAACCCAAAGCGGUCAAGUGUACAUGUGGGGGCAGUGCCGUGGACAGCCUAUCGUACUGCCACACCUCACGCACUUCACCAGCACGGAUGACGUGUUUGCAUGCUUUGCCACACCCUCUGUGACUUGGCGGCUGCUCACCAUGGAGCAUGAUGAUUUCCUCACGGUGGCCCAGUCACUUAAAAAAGAGUUUGACAACCCAGAGACCUCUGACCUUAAAUUCAGCAUCGACGGGAAGUACAUCCACGUCCACAAAGCUGUCCUCAAAAUCAGGUGCGAGCACUUUAGAUCCAUGUUCCAGUCUCACUGGAAUGAAGAUAUGAAAGAAGUAAUUGAGAUUGAGCAGUUUUCGUUCCCAGUUUACCGCGCUUUCCUUGAGUUCCUCUACACUGACAGUGUGGAUCUUCCUCCCGAGGAUGCCAUUGGUUUACUUGACUUGGCAACGUCGUACUGCGAAAACAGGCUGAAGAAGUUGUGUCAGCAUAUCAUUAAAAGAGGCAUCACUGUGGAGAACGCUUUCUCGCUUCUGUCUGCAGCCAUCAAAUAUGAUGCUGAGGAUCUAGAGGAGUUCUGUUUUAAAUUCUGUGUCAACCACUUGACUGCGGUCACGCAGACAACGGCCUUCUCGCAAGUCGACGGCAACAUGCUGAAGGCCUUCAUCUGCAGAGCCAGCCGCUGCGGAGCCUUCAAGAACUGACUAAGACGCCAUACAUGGCCAUCGUAUUAGCCAAGUGACCCAUCGGAGUCACCUUUACGGCUAGAGGGCGCUGUUACACCAGAUUUACUCGCAAGUUCUGUUGCCACAGUUAAAGGCUUUAAUGACGGAUAAACGUGCAUGGUAAUCUUAGUACAAUGGAGGAAAGUGCAACACUUUGUGCCUCACAGACUGAUUAGCUUUACAAGGGUCAGUAAGGGUAGCGUUCUUGUCAGGCACAAUACAGGGCACCUUCCUCCAAUGGGUUUAAUCUUAAUGUGCUACCUUUUUAAGAAAAGUAAGGAACUUUGGAAAGGUAAUGUUAUCCAAAGACUUUAUAGUGUUGUAAACAGGUGUAGUGUUUGCAUAAUAACAUUUUAGGGAGUUUGUUACUGUAUUACUCAGACAUACACCACUAAAAAUCAGACUUUUCGUUUGUCUUUUAUCUCAUUUCAUGGGUAAUACAAAAUGAUAUUGUUCUGUUGCAGUGAUGUGAUGCGGUGCAUCACAAAUAGAUUUUUUUAUUUCAUAUUUUGUUGUUGGCUGGGGCUGGUAAGCAUGCAUAUAUUAAAAUAGACUUAAUUGGCAUUGCCCCUCAAAUGUUAUUUUGUUUGCUUAAUGUUGGCACUGUAGUUUCAGACCACUUUCAACAGCAGUUUAGUUAUGUUUAGUUUAGGAUCACAGCUGGUUUAGCUGUGGAGUAUUAUAACUAUAUAAAAUAUUACAGAUAAGCAGUCUGAUGUUUAAUUAAUAAAUUAAAGUAUUAUUUUUAGUUGCACUAUUAAAUAGGUUUUUUUGUGCUGUUCAUAUAGAAGUUUGCUGAUGUAUACAUACCUACAUAGCACCUUAUUGAUGGUUGUGAAACGUUUAGGUUUCAUACUAUUAACACACAUGGUUUGCUUUUUUGUUAGAUAUUAAACAACAAUAACUCUGUUUGUCAUAUGUACAUACUGUACAGUUUUUGCAUUAGUUUUGUAAGAUAACCCGCACAUAAAGUGUGCCACAGUUUCUCUUGUAAGUUAAUAAAGACUUAAAAGGUAAAUAAAAUUGUUCCCAUA